AUGGCUCCACAAACGAUUCCAGAUUAUGAAAAUGUAGAAGAUGUCAAUGCUCAAUUAGACAAAAUGGGGUAUAAUAUUGGUUUAAGGAUUGCUGAUGAUUUUUUAUCUAAAAAUGUUAAUGUUGGGAAAUGUACAGACAUGAAACAAUUAUCAGAAGUUUUAGCUAAAACAGCACUAAAGACAUAUCUUGGAGUUACAGGUCAGGUCACAUCAUGGAGUGCAGGUGGAGAUGAAUGUUCUAUUAUCAUAGAUAGUAAUCCUUUAACAGAAUUUGUUGAAAUUCCAGAUAAAUAUAAUGGUUUAAAAUAUUCACAAAUUAUUUGCGGUUCAAUUAGAGGUGCAUUAGAAGCUAUGCACAUGGAUGUUAUUGUUGUUCUUGUUGACGAUGUUCCUAAUCCAACAGAAAUAAGGUUAAAAUUCAAUAGAAUCAUUCGUGAAAAUGUUCCUGCCGGUGAGGAUGAGUAG
Messenger RNA from Strongyloides ratti, 465 nucleotides. RefSeq names its product Trafficking protein particle complex subunit 3. Gene Ontology annotation, cellular component: cis-Golgi network membrane; cytosol; TRAPP complex. The record is from RefSeq and is a predicted model, not a curated record. Gene Ontology annotation, biological process: intra-Golgi vesicle-mediated transport; endoplasmic reticulum to Golgi vesicle-mediated transport. The transcript is spliced from 2 exons. The coding region runs from base 1 to 465 and encodes 154 amino acids. Lineage: Eukaryota; Metazoa; Nematoda; Chromadorea; Rhabditida; Strongyloididae.